GUCUUCACGCAACACGAGACCGUCCUUCAAUCCCAUCUUGAGCUACUGGAUUCAGUGAAAUGCCAUGUUGCGACGGACUGUGAGGCGUUUCGAACGGUGUCGGCCAUGGUGACCAAGACUAUCCAGUCGAUAAAUCAAUCAAAAAUGAUGCGAAAACAUAUGAACGGACAGAAAAAAGACGUCUCUAUAGUCGAUUCAAGAGAACCGUCCUCGGAUGCGCGGGCACCCAAGCGAAAGCGCGACAUAACCUCUCAGCCAGGCGUCGGCCCAGAAAAUACAUCCAAUACACCCACCAGUGGGUCCCAUGAAACAGAAGACAUUUCAGAGGAAGUCCAACGACGGCUCCGAAUCAAAGAAGAGCUUCGGCGGAAGAAAAAUUCCAAGAAAAGAAAGCGGGAGAGCCUCCUGUCCACCGAGAGCACAUCACCCGCGGGCCAACGGCCCAAGAAAAAGCGCCCAGACAUACCCUGA
Messenger RNA from Penicillium macrosclerotiorum, 471 nucleotides. RefSeq lists its product as uncharacterized. The annotation marks the transcript as partial. The transcript is spliced from 2 exons. The record is from RefSeq and is a predicted model, not a curated record. NCBI's taxonomy places the organism in Eukaryota, Fungi, Ascomycota, Eurotiomycetes, Eurotiales, Aspergillaceae.